UUUGCUACUGGUCUAGUAGGUACCAAAUCUCCGUACAGCAAGACUGCACGUGCUUUUAGUGAUAGACAUGUAUCAGGCGGUUCCUCUACCGGUUCUGCCAGAGUCGUUGCUGAUGGGAUUGUACCCAUUGCUCUAGGUACCGACACGGCUGGUUCUGGACGUGUUCCUGCCGCCUUAAAUAAUUUAAUCGGUUUAAAACCUACUCGUGGUGUUUUUUUAUGUCAAGGUGUUGUUCCUACCUGUAAAUCUUUAGACUGUAUAUCCAUAUUUGCUUUGAAUUUAUCAGGUGCAGAAACCUGUUUCAAAAUUUUAUGUCAACCUGAUCUUCACAACAAUGAAUAUUCAAGGAUAUACCCCUCUAAUCCAUUACAAAAAUAUAGCAAAGAUUUGACAAUUGUAAUUCCAAAGGUAUUACCAUGGUAG
Molecule: messenger RNA, 423 nt
Organism: Arxiozyma heterogenica
Lineage: Eukaryota; Fungi; Ascomycota; Saccharomycetes; Saccharomycetales; Saccharomycetaceae
Exons: 1
Molecular function (GO): catalytic activity
Source: RefSeq, a predicted model, not a curated record